AUGCAUUUCAUUACUCCCCUGGCGCUCUUGGCUACUUUCCAUGGUGUUUCUGCCACUCUGCUAGAUGUCCCUCGCAGCGCCCCAGGGUUGAACGUUACCCUUACUAAGGUGGGAAACACCCAAAUCAAAGCCGUGGUGGAAAAUGCCGGAAGCGAGAACGUUACCUUUGUGCAUCUCAACUUCUUCAAGGAUUCCGCCCCCGUGAAGAAGGUGUCUCUAUUCCGGGGUGAUAGCGAGGUGGAAUUCCACGGAAUCAAGUAUCGAGUGAAGAGCCAAAACCUCACUGAGAGCGCUCUGACCUCCCUUGCUCCUGGGGCUACCAUUGAAGAUGUCAUUGAUAUAGCGUCUACCAGCGAUCUGUCCGAGGGUGGUCCUAUUACCAUCCGAGCAUCUGGUCAGGUGCCAAUUGUCACCGGGGACAGAAUUACCGGCUCUGUCCCCUUCUCCUCUAACGAGCUCACCAUUGAAGUUAAUGGAACUGAGGCCGCAACUGUUUCCAAGGCUGUCAAGACCCUGGACCGCCGUACAAAGUUGAGCAGCUGCUCUGGCAGCGAGGGCUCCGCGUUGCAGACUGCUCUCAAGAACACUGUCUCCCUCGCCAAUGCUGCGGCAAAGGCUGCUCUGGAUGGAGACAAGCGCUUCGUUACAUUCUUCAAAACGGACUCUAGCUCAGUCCGCAGUGAUGUCGCUGCUCGCCUGCAGGCUGUUGCUAAAGAGGCCGGCUCCACCUCCUCGGGCUCCACGACCUAUCACUGCACCGAUGUGUACGGAUACUGCGAGACCAAUGUGCUGGCCUACACUCUGCCUUCAUCUAAUACCAUCGCCAACUGCGCCAUUUACUAUAGCAUUUUACCCGCUCUCGCUAAAACCUGUUAUGACCAGGACCAGGCCACGACGACCCUGCACGAGUUUACCCAUGCCCCUGGAGUGUACCGCCCUGGCACUGAUGAUCUUGGAUACGGUUACAAUGCCGCCACUGCUUUGAACUCUGCUGAUGCACUUAACAAUGCCGAUUCGUAUGCCUUAUUUGCCAACUCUGUUUACCUUAGCUGCUAA
Aspergillus ochraceoroseus IBT 24754 is the source of this 1056-nucleotide messenger RNA. RefSeq names its product putative penicillolysin/deuterolysin metalloprotease (gene mep20). The record is from RefSeq and is a predicted model, not a curated record. The coding region runs from base 1 to 1056 and encodes 351 amino acids. Gene Ontology annotation, molecular function: metalloendopeptidase activity. Gene Ontology annotation, biological process: proteolysis. The transcript has 3 exons. NCBI's taxonomy places the organism in Eukaryota, Fungi, Ascomycota, Eurotiomycetes, Eurotiales, Aspergillaceae.